This is a messenger RNA of Solea senegalensis (Senegalese sole), 1043 nucleotides long. It is a transcript of the gene cfd, whose product is annotated as complement factor D (adipsin). The coding region runs from base 28 to 867 and encodes 279 amino acids. The transcript has 5 exons. The record is from RefSeq and is a predicted model, not a curated record. Lineage: Eukaryota; Metazoa; Chordata; Actinopteri; Pleuronectiformes; Soleidae. Gene Ontology annotation, biological process: proteolysis. Gene Ontology annotation, molecular function: serine-type endopeptidase activity.
GGGUUUGGUUUCAGUUCGACCAACACCAUGUUGUCCAGGAGAGAAAUGUCUGUGGCUGCGGCCGCUCUUCUUGUUUUCUCCCUCAUUUCACAGAGUGAGGGAAUAAUCGGAGGCAGAGAGGCGGCGCCUCACUCUCGGCCGUACAUGGCCUCCAUCCAGGUUCCAGAGGGCGAGAAGAUGAAACAUGAAUGUGGAGGUUUUGCUGUGGCCGAUCAGUGGGUGAUGACCGCGGCUCACUGUCUGCCCAGCGGGCCCAGUGGAAGGAAAGUGGUGCUGGGAGUUCAUUCUCUGAGUCAACCUGAAGACACCAAGCAAACCUUUGACAUCCUGGAGGUCCACAAUCACCCAGACUACAGAAACUCAAACUAUGACAAUGACAUUGCUUUACUUAAACUGGACCGUCCGUUUGUCUCCUCUGAGGCUGUCAGAGCGGUGGAAUUCCUGCGAGCCGGCGGAGGCUCGAACCCCACCACCGACGCAGAGGUGGACACGGCCGGCUGGGGAUCCCUGAACAACCUGGGCUCCAGACCGGACAAGCUCAAAGAGGUGGUGGUCAAGGUGGUCCGCUCGACUCGCUGCAGUCGCUCCGACUACUUUGGCCGAAAGUUCACCACGAACAUGUUGUGUGCGCACAAACUCUGCCCGGACCCUUGUGAUCAACCGUAUGAGAUCGAAGACAGUUGUGAUGGUGACUCUGGUGGUCCUCUGCUCUACAGCGGCAUCGCAGUGGGCGUCACGUCCAACGGUGGAAAGAAGUGUGGCCAAGUGAGAAAGCCUGGGAUUUACACCAUCAUCUCCCACUACACUCAGUGGAUUGACAACACCACGGCACUACAGCCCACUGCGCCGCCGGAUGGCAGCAGUUAAACAGUGACGACCUUGGUGACAGUUUAAUAGGAUUUUAUUUUUGUACAUCCUAUAAAGCACCCUUUUGGCUGAAUUAUGUUUAUGAGCUUUCAUUAAUGUUCAACCACCUCAAAAGAUUCACCAAAAUAACAUAUAUCACAUAAUUUUUGUCAAUAAAAUACACUUAAUUACAUUCA